GAGUCAGGAUACCAACACAGACGAGGAGGAGGGAGACAUAACUCUUGUGCUGCCUGGAGCGACUCGUCUCAAGUGAGCAGCCCGGACCGAGAGGGAACCUUUACCAUUGUGGACUCUGGUCAUGGAGAUUCCUUGUCUGUUUCUACUGUGGAGGUUCCACUGACUCCACGCAGCCACAACCCUGCUGCCUUACUUCCCAUGCACCUCUAUCAGCUUCCCCAGCCUCUACGAGUGGCCUUUACGGCCUCUCGCACUGCCAACUUCGCUCCCGGCAACCUGGACCAGCCGAUAGUGUUUGACCAGCUCCACAGCAACCUUGGCGAGAUGUACGACGCMCACAUUGGCCGCUUUACUUGUCCGGUCAACGGGACAUAUGUCUUUAUCUUCCACAUUUUGAAGCUUGCCGUUAGCAUUCCUCUCUAUGUUAACCUAAUGUGCAACGAGGAGGUGAUGGUGUCUGCAUAUGCCAACGAUGGAGCCCCAGAUCACGAGACCGCCAGCAAUCAUGCCAUCCUGCCCCUGUUCCAGGGAGACCAUGUGUGGCUCCGGCUGCAUCGUGGUGCCAUCUAUGGCAGCACCUGGAAGUACAGCACCUUCUCAGGUUUCCUGCUUUACCAGGACUGAUCUGCUGAAUGUCCAGACAGUGGCAUUUUUUGGUGGUGGGAAUGGUGUGGUACACUUCAGACCAAACUAACACUAAAACGUUUGAGCAAUGGAAGUGGUUCCUUGUGCUUAAAUAAAAGAUGAGCAGUGAAGUUUGA
Molecule: messenger RNA, 761 nt
Organism: Austrofundulus limnaeus
Lineage: Eukaryota; Metazoa; Chordata; Actinopteri; Cyprinodontiformes; Rivulidae
Product: caprin-2
Molecular function (GO): protein binding
Source: RefSeq, a predicted model, not a curated record